Molecule: messenger RNA, 2214 nt
Organism: Juglans regia (Persian walnut)
Lineage: Eukaryota; Viridiplantae; Streptophyta; Magnoliopsida; Fagales; Juglandaceae
Product: galactan beta-1,4-galactosyltransferase GALS1
Exons: 2
Coding region: 261-1742 (493 amino acids)
Source: RefSeq, a predicted model, not a curated record
GUAACCAAACAAGGUAAAAAAAAAACAAAACAGAGAAGCGAAGGUCCUUUUACGAGGAGAGACAUGAGACAGCGGCUUCACUACAUUACAGUGUGUUUGGAUGGGUCUCUGACUCCCAUUUGACCCCUUUUCCUUUUCUUGAUAAUCUCGGUCAUCGAAAUACUCACCCCUGACCGAAUCCACCCUCCAUCGAGGCCAGACACCGACACUAUAGUUUUGCAGACGCACAUAGCAGAGCAGAACCGCACCGCCAACACCAAAUGAGGAAGGACGGCCCUCCGCCGACUGUCUCCAAAAUGCUGAGCUGCUUCGAAACCAAGACAAUGGUGGUCACAUUCCUUGCUCUGGCACUCGUCAUGCUCAUGUGGAACCUCCCUCCUUACUACCAAAAUCUCCUCUCCACCACUACCACCACCACCGACCGCUCCUCCUGCUCUGCAGCCGCUGCCACUCUUUCCAUUGCCAAUGCCAGUGCAUCUUUGUCUAAUUCUUCUGCUGGCCCACUUGCUGAACGGAAGUAUUCGGCCCCCCAAAGCAUUCCCAACUCUGACAAGCGAGUCUUCCAGCCCGUUGGCAACGCCGCCGCUCUCUUCGUCCUAAUGGGAGCUUACCGCGGGGGUCCCCGGACCUUCGCCGUGGUGGGGCUGGCUUCCAAGCCCAUUCACGUGUACGGUCGGCCCUGGUACAAAUGCGAGUGGAUCUCCAACAAUGGAUCCUCCAUUAGAACCGUAGCCUAUAAGAUGCUCCCUGAUUGGGGCUACGGCCGCGUCUACACUGUUGUCGUUGUCAAUUGUACCUUCCCUGUGAAUCCUAACCAGGACAACGCCGGUGGGAAGCUCACUGUCAACGCCUAUUACGGCGAAUCCCCAAAAAAGUACGAGAAAUUCACGGCUUUGGAGGAAGCACCGGGAUCCUACAACGAGUCCCAGUACCACCCGCCUUACGAGUACGAGUAUCUGUACUGUGGGUCAUCUUUAUACGGGAACUUGAGUGCGGCUAGGAUCAGGGAAUGGAUGGCGUACCACGCUUGGUUCUUCGGACCCCAGUCGCACUUCGUGUUUCAUGACGCGGGUGGAGUGUCGCCCGAGGUGAGGGAGGCGCUGGAGCCGUGGGUACGAGCCGGGAGGGCCACUAUUCAGGACAUAAGGGGUCAGGCGGAGUUCGAUGGGUAUUACUAUAACCAGUUCUUGGUGGUCAAUGACUGUCUGCAUCGCUACCGACACUCUGCCAAUUGGACCUUUUACUUCGAUGUGGAUGAGUAUAUCUAUCUGCCCAAUGGAAACACGCUGGAAUCAGUGCUCAAUGAGUUCUCCAAUUACACUCAGUUCACUAUUGAGCAGAAUACCAUGUCCAGUAUGCUCUGCUUGAACGAUUCCACACAGGAUUAUCCAAGGCAAUGGGGAUUCGAGAAGCUACUGUUCAGGGAGACACGAACCGGGAUCUGGCGGGAUCGGAAGUAUGCUAUUCAGGCCAAGAAUGCCUAUGCUACGGGGGUGCACAUGUCGGAGAAUGUUGUCGGGAAGACAUUGCACAAGACGGAAACAAAGAUCCGAUAUUAUCACUACCACAACUCCAUAUCGGUACUAGGCGAACCGUGCCGGGAAUUCCUCCCACUUUCGGCCAAGGCCAAUAAUGUUACGUGGUACAAGGAGCUCCCCUUUGUCUACGAUGACAACAUGAAACAGCUGGCCAACACCAUCAAGGAAUUCGAGCGCAAAACCAUCGGGCAUGUACAGCUCUAGCACCUACCCAAUAAGCGCCUAGCUGUGCGCGGAUGAUUUUUCAGGCUGAAAGGGAAAAAAAAAAAAAAAAAUUGUGACUACAGUUCCACUGAAAUCAACAUGUGGGAGAGCAAAUGCUGCUGCAGGAUGUGAUAAUGGCUUGCUCCUCACGCAUGGCUUGCAUUGUCAUAAUUCAUCGAUUGAUUCUUGGCACAAAUAUUGAGUUGGGUUUGUUUGCUCCUGUUUCUUGGCCUGGGAUCCAUCUGACCCACCACCCAUGGGAAUGAGAGGCGAGAAACUUGUGCAAAAGAAAAGGGAGGGACCCAACAUUGCUUUUAUUUGUCUAUAUCGUUAAAAAAAGUGAGUUGGUUGAGUGUUUUUUCUUUGUUCCUUUUAUCUCUUUUCUCUUCUUGUUUUUUAGGUAAUAAUUAUUGGUAAUCUAUAUUCUCUGUAAAAUUUGUAUUGAAAGAUGUCGAGAGAAGCUCUUUUAUUU